Haliaeetus leucocephalus (bald eagle) is the source of this 1819-nucleotide messenger RNA. It is a transcript of the gene BIN2, whose product is annotated as bridging integrator 2. The record is from RefSeq and is a predicted model, not a curated record. Gene Ontology annotation, molecular function: protein binding; phospholipid binding. The transcript has 13 exons. Gene Ontology annotation, cellular component: phagocytic cup; plasma membrane; podosome. Gene Ontology annotation, biological process: phagocytosis, engulfment; podosome assembly; plasma membrane tubulation. NCBI's taxonomy places the organism in Eukaryota, Metazoa, Chordata, Aves, Accipitriformes, Accipitridae. The coding region runs from base 66 to 1745 and encodes 559 amino acids.
AACUUCCUCCGUAGCAAAACAUCAAACCGCAGCGCGCGGCUGCGAGCAGGAACCGAGCUGCAGCCAUGGCAGAGGGCAAGAGCGGGGGAGCCGGGCUCUUCGCCAAGCAAGUCCAGAAACGGUUCAGCCGGGCGCAGGAGAAGGUUUUGCAGAAAUUGGGCAAAACAGUGGAAACCAAAGACGAGCAGUUUGAGCAAAGCGCGUACAACUUCCAGCUGCAGCAGAACGAAGGCAAUAAACUCUACAAAGACCUGAAGGCUUUCCUUGGCGCGGUGAAAGUGAUGCACGAGAGCUCCCGGAAAGUGGCUGAAACGCUGCAGGAGAUUUACAGCACCGACUGGGACGGUCACGAGGAGCUGAAAUCCAUCGCAGCUAGCAAUGACCUCCUGUGGGACGACUACGAGGCGAAGCUGGCCGACCAAGCUCUGCGGCUGAUGGAGAACUACCUGGCUCAGUUUGGGGACUUUAAGGAGCGCAUCGCCAAGCGGGGCCGUAAGCUGGUGGACUACGACAGCGCCCGGCAUCACCUGGAAGCUCUGCAAAGCGCCAAGAAAAAGGACGAGGCGAAAAUCGCCAAGGCUGAGGAGGAGUUUAAUAAAGCCCAAGCGGUGUUUGAAGACCUGAACAGGGACCUUCGGGAGGAGCUGCCGGUUCUGUAUGGCAGCCGCAUCGCCUGCUACGUGACCAUCUUCCAGAACAUCUCCAACCUCCGCGAUGUCUUCUACAAGGAGAUGAGCAAGCUCAACCGCGACCUCUACGAGGUGAUGAGCAAACUGGACAAGCAGCACUCGAGCAAAGUCUUCAUCAUUAAAGGCAUCCCCAGCAACCGGCGCUCGCUGGUCAUCUCUUCGCCGGUGAGCCCCCCGGCCAUGUUCCCCUGCCCGGGGAAGGCGCCAGACUGGCAACCCAUGGUGGAAGCGGAGGCGACGGCGGGGUCCCCCGGGGUGGGCAGCGGUGCCACCGAUGCCGUCUCCAACGGGGAGCUGGGUACCGGCAUCCCCGGCCCCCCACCGGCUUCACCUGCCAGCGGUGGGUCCCUGUCGGAGACGGCGUCGGUCUCCAGCGAGGAGGCCCCAGAGCCUGGUCCCGGCCCCGAAACUCCAUCCCGCGAGCAAGGGACAUCGGCGGCAGCCACGGAGCCAGGCGCCGACUCGCCCGGGCUCCCCAAAAAACAGGGUCCAGAGCCAUCGGGGGCUGCCGCCGGGGCGCAGGCGGGGGCCGAGGGCAUCGCCGCCUCCCUGGCAUCGCUGAUUUUAUCGGAGGCGAUUGCCCAGGCCGCCAGCACCGCGCCACCAGAGUCGGAAAAAGCCGUGGCCAGGCUGGAGGUGAGCAAAGCCCCGGCCACCGCAGGGGACCCUCAUCAGCCGGGUGGCACGGCCGCCAACGGUGAGGGUCGGGCACAUCCCGGGGACCCACCGUCCCCAGCCCCAGCCGUCCCCUGCAAUGUCCCCGGUACCGCGGCGGAGGCACCGGCGUGUCCGUCCCCGGGCAGUGCCACGGGCGAAUCCGGCGACUCCGAGGAGAGCGUGGAGGAGAUGGACAUCGAGCAAAAGUUGGCCGAAACUCAGGAGCAAGCCUGUCCUGGGAUGCUGGAGCAGGAGACGAGCCAGGAUGCAAGCCAGGACCCCCCACCAGCAGCAAAUCCCCCCCAGGACCCCACCGAGACCCUCACCUCCCUUUCUGAAGGACCCCAGACCUUCGUCUGGAAGGAGCUGAUGCGAUGGAAGGAGACCAGCCCCCUCUGACUGCAGAAGAGCUGACAACCCCCUUCCUGAAGAAGGCUCACACCCCACCUCUCCACGAGGAAGCCAACACCGUG